Ixodes scapularis (black-legged tick) is the source of this 1407-nucleotide messenger RNA. RefSeq lists its product as uncharacterized. The record is from RefSeq and is a predicted model, not a curated record. NCBI's taxonomy places the organism in Eukaryota, Metazoa, Arthropoda, Arachnida, Ixodida, Ixodidae. The transcript has 4 exons. The coding region runs from base 76 to 1407 and encodes 443 amino acids.
UCGUUCCCACUCGACCAGCGGAUAAAAAAGGCCUGGGUGAUUAAGUUACGAAUAGGCAAGGCUGUCACGCCUACGAUGCGGGUAUGUAGCGCCCAUUUCGCUAACGAAGACUUCUUGUGGAACACAAUCGAUCCAAACGUGUGGACCCCGACCUUAAAAAGGCUCAAGCAAGGCACCAUGCCAUCUCUGCGCCUGCCCGUGAGGGUGCAUGACAGGCCAGCCCCGAUGCCGAGAAGUCAACGAUGUGACCGAACGCCUGGGAGUGCAUCUGGAUUGCCAUCAUGUUCGUCUGGUGCAAACGAGACAGCUGAGACCCAGCCAAGUUCGCCACGGGCAGAAGUUGUGCACUCUGCUGUGACUGGAGAGACUUGUGCUGAAGAAGGCCUGGCUGCAGACAACGGCAGACAUCACCAUGUGGAUGAUGAGCUGACUGUAGCAAGAGCCCUCCUGAUACUACAAGGAGGUGGUCCUCUGCAAACCAAGGACGAGAGUACCCAAGUGGACACAAGGUCCUUAGUGCGAAAGAGAGAGACGCUUGACAAUCUUCUCAAGACAGAUGGAGAAGUAAAAGCCUUCACUGGUGUAGAAUCUAUCCAGCUGCUGCAAAGAAUAUCAAAGAAUGUACAGCGGUUUGACACAAUGAAUACCGAGCUAUCCGUACACGAGCGUGUCAUGCUCGUCCUAGUAAGGCUGAAAACGUUCCUUUCGUUCAAGUGCAUCGGCACUUUAUUUCGAGUAAGCGAGGCCACUGUACACAGGUAUUUUUAUGGCACAUUGCCUACCCUAGCUGCUGUUCUCAAAAGUGCCAUAUAUUGGCCCACCAAGGGAGAAAUCGAAAAGAACAUCCCCCACUGUUUUCGAGACUAUUGCGAGGUGAGAGUUGUGUUAGACUGCACAGAGGUGGAAAUUGAAAAAUCUCACUGCCUGGCAUGCCGGUUGUUCACCUACUCUUAUUAUAAGGGACGCCACACAGUGAAGUUUUUAAUUGGAGUGUCACCAGCUGGCCUAAUUACAUUCGUCAGCCAGGGUUUUGGAGGGAGGGCAUCCGACAAAGCCUGCGUGGAGAGGUCUCUUGUCCUAAGUAGGCUGCAGCCAUUCAGAGAUGAUGUCAUGGUCGACAAGGGAUUUCAUGUUGACGCAGAGUGCAACAAACUGGGGCUAGGCGUUGUGCAGCCGCCGUUUCUGCGCCAGCAACAGCAAUUCUCUGUCGCUGAUGCAAUGAAGACUGUUAGUGUUGCACAGGCUAGAGUCCAUGUUGAGCGAGCGAUACAGCGCAUAAAAGUUUUUAAGAUUUUUAAGGGGCCAAUUCCUUGGGAAAUGCUUAAAGUAGCUGAUCAUGCAAUCACCGUGGUUGCAGCUAUCGUAAAUCUCUCUGCACCCAUUCUGUCGGAGAACAAAUUUGGAUAG